Xenopus tropicalis (tropical clawed frog) is the source of this 3451-nucleotide messenger RNA. It is a transcript of the gene ca14, whose product is annotated as carbonic anhydrase 14. The record is from RefSeq and is marked provisional. Gene Ontology annotation, molecular function: zinc ion binding; carbonate dehydratase activity. NCBI's taxonomy places the organism in Eukaryota, Metazoa, Chordata, Amphibia, Anura, Pipidae.
CAGAGAGAGAUCUGCUGGACCAAACUUGUGCAGAGAAGCUGGGAGCCCGGACACUGCACCGGCUAUAGAGAGAGGGACACCCGGGACCUUCUCCCCUUUUGGCUACUGAAUCAGCACAGGAUAUGUCUGUCCCCACUACCUGCCUGCUAGCCAGGAUGCUGUGCCUUUCCCUUCUCAUCCUCAGCAUAUCCCAUGUCACGGUUAGAGGUUCAGAGUGGACCUACGCAGGUCACCAUGGACAGGAGAACUGGCCAGUCACGUACCCUGACUGUGGAGGGACUGCCCAAUCACCAAUCAAUAUCCAGACUAGCAAUAUAUCUUAUGACGAGUCCUUGCCACCCAUAGAACCAGAAGGAUACAACACUCCUGGGAACCAGCCUUUUACUCUGACCAACAACGGCCAUUCAGUUGAACUCUCUCUGCCCUCCUCCAUGACACUCCGGGGGCUCCCUAACACAUUCAAGGCUGCUCAGCUCCAUCUGCACUGGGGCAGCCCUGCUAAGCAGGCAGGGUCCGAGCAUCGGCUGGACGGGGAGGAGUUCCCUGCAGAGCUGCAUAUCGUUCAUUACAAUUCUGACAAGUACGCAGAUAUCAGUGAAGCCAAGAACAAGCCGGACGGACUGGCGGUGCUGGGAGUCUUUUUUGAGAUAGGAGCGACGGAUAAUCCAGCCUAUGCCAAUAUACUGCACCAUCUGGAUAAUAUCAGAUAUAAAGAUCAGACUGUAUCUGUUCCGUCAUUUAACGUGCGCCAUCUGCUCCCUGAGAAUCUAGAAGAGUAUUUUCGGUACCAGGGGUCUCUGACCACCCCUCCAUGCUUCCAGAGUGUGCUGUGGACCGUCUUCUACCACCCAGUGGAAAUUUCCAGAUCUCAGCUGGAGAAACUGCAGACAACCCUCUACUCUACGACAGCGACAGAAGUCCCCCCAGAGGUGCUGGGGAACAAUGUCCGGGAAGCGCAGCUCCUUAACAGCAGGACCGUGUAUUCUUCCUUCCACAUACAUUCAACCUUUGCUACAGGUACUGUGGGGAACAUCCUAGCGAUCAUCUUCGGAAUAUUCCUGGGAGUUGUUGCCAUUGGCUUCGUUAUCUAUUGUAUCUACAAACAGACCAGGAAAGUUACGUCAGGGGCACCACACGAUAAAGCUUCAAUGUCUCCGACAGUCCCCACGGAGGUGAGGAGCGUCUAGCCUAGAUAACUCAAGAUGGCGGCCGGCAAGCUAAGAAUGUACGUCAGAAUGAAUCGGUCACUGUGAAAGGACUUCCGUGCCUGACCGGGCUGCCAACAUAGACUGGCCUUCAUGUCAAGGCUCUAUAAAUGAAGAUGGACCUUCUUGCUUCUGGCCUUCAUGUCAAGGCUCUAUCAAUGACGAUGGACCUUCCUGCUCUUGCCAUAGACUCUCACGGUUCUACAGCUACUCAGGUCAUCAGCACUGGUUCUCACGUCAUCCUGUGAAAUCUGCUUAUUAACUUUGUGUUUUGGAAGAUGGUGCCUAUCUCAGCACCCAUUAGGUGCCCCCUGUUCCUAUUUGGAAACCAGAAGAGGGUUGUAAUGAAGGAACCUGGACAAGGAGAUCAGAAUGGACAGUGAACCCUAUUGAGAUGUAUACAAAGCAGGAUGAGACUGGGGGUGAAGAGGAAGAAAUAACUACCACCUUAUUAUUGCUGCCAUACUGAUUAUCUGCCACAUUUUGCUGUAUAACUUGGUACGUGCCACAUAUCCCUCAACUGCUGCUCAGACUAUUUCACCGCCUUCCAUGUUGUAACCGGCUGGAACAUAUCAAUCGUUAUUAUUUAAUCAAUGGCCUUUUAUGUUAAAGGGGCAAUGUAUCCAAUUAAUAGGUAGAUUCCAUCUUCCAUACGUUUUCUCUUAAAUAGUCAUGUUUAUUGGAAGGAUGGCCUUACCCUCUGUGCCUAGAUGGUAUAACCAUUACUGUACUACAUGGUAAGCUUAGCCUUUCACUCCAGGGGGCCCAGGGUAUCAGACUUCUGCCUAUCCCAGGGAUCCCCAACCUUUCUUACUCGUGAGCCACAGUAAAAUGUAAAAAGACUUGGGGAGCAACACAAGCACCAUAAAAGUUCAUGGAGGAGCCAAAUAAGGGCUGUGAUUGGCUAUUAGGGGCCUCUAUGCACCCUAUCAGCUUACAGGGGCUUUAUUUGGUAGGAAAUCUUGUUUUUAUUCAACCAAAACUUGCCCCCAAGUCAGGAAUUCAAAAAUAACUCCCUGGUUUGGGGGCACUGAGAGCAACACCCAAGGGGUUGGGGAGCAACAUGUUGCCCUGAGCCACUGGUUGGGGAUCACGGGCCUAUCCAGUUAGUGGAAAGUUUCACUCAGCCCCCGAUCCAUAAUAGUCAAGCUAAUCACCCUUCCAUUCCUGCCAUUUUUAUUGCCCACAAAUUGGACCUUAACCUCAGUCUGGGCCCGUUCCUGCCAAGGGGAGUCUGUACCUUAAUGUGUGCCGGAACAUUCCUUCUCUGGAUAUCACAGUUGCACGACCCGUUCCUCUGCUGUUAAUUUGCCUUUAUGCAGGAAGCUGCCAUGUUGCUUCUCUAGUCCUCCUCCAUUGAUGCCAAUGCAAAGGCACCAACGUUCAUAAUACAUGCCGUUAUAGAGAAAGCCUCUGAUUGGACGGCUGCCACUCGUAUAUAAAUACAGAGAGGGAAUGAAUGUUCAGUGCAGAAUGUCUGUUUAGGGCAAAAUAAACCUUAAUAAGGAUCAGGGUGUAGCUCCCCUGCUAAGUGCCUUUGAGCCACAUAAUAAGGCUCUUGUUGCCCCACACACCCACCAUGUUGCCUUUAGUGAUAUCUAGAUUAUUAUUAUAGAUUUAGUGCUGCUAUGUUGCCAUAGCAACAACCUGCCUUGCAUUCCCUCUACCUCUGUAGCUACUAGUAGUAAUGUUUCUUAUUACAUGCUGUGAAAUGGAACUAAAGUCCUGAAGGGGGGGAAUGGUACCCUCUGACCCUUUAAAGGGAUCCUAUAGCUAAAUUAAUGAACAGGAGCUGCCAUAUUGCUUAGGAAAUCUGUAGAUCAUAACUCCCCAUAGACUGUCCUUUGCUAGUGCUAAACUAUACCAGCUGAUCUGCUAAUAAAUAUAAAUGUUAAUUAAUACAGUGUUUAUAUAGCGACUUUAAUCCCUUGCAAGCUUAAUGCAGAUUAUGGUUUAGCUAUAAAUUCCCUUUAGUUAAGGGUAUUAUUCCCCAUAGGACAGCUGAGAUACAGCCUUGAUAACAAAUAUUUAUAAUGUAAUUUGCUGCUGUUAAUCUGCAACUCCCAGCCCCUUUAUUCUCAAUGUAUGCUGGAGUUGCAGUGUAACUGCUGCAGUAGGGUCCCAGGCCUGUGUGUAUUGGAAGGUAUUUUUAUAUUCCUCAAUGCUGUGAUUGAUAAGAGCUGCACCACCCUUGAUAUUUUGUAGACCUCUCAAUAAAUAUAAAAAGCACCAAAUGCCAAAUGGAA